Lytechinus variegatus (green sea urchin) is the source of this 4694-nucleotide messenger RNA. Its product is annotated as akirin-2-like. Gene Ontology annotation, molecular function: transcription coregulator activity. The transcript is spliced from 5 exons. Lineage: Eukaryota; Metazoa; Echinodermata; Echinoidea; Temnopleuroida; Toxopneustidae. Gene Ontology annotation, biological process: positive regulation of innate immune response; positive regulation of transcription by RNA polymerase II. Bases 241 to 822 code for a protein of 193 amino acids. The record is from RefSeq and is a predicted model, not a curated record. Gene Ontology annotation, cellular component: chromatin; nucleus.
GUACGUAUGAUAUUGACCUGUAAAGCAACUUUCAAACAUCGCAGGGGACGAGGAAACACCGAUUUAAAUCGCGAAUCAUCAGUUUAAUUUGGUAAAAUAAAGACAAUUAUCUGAUCAGUUUUAAUCAAGUGGAGGUUUCUCCACAUUGCCCUUUCAUUUUGUUGGAAUUCGAGAGUUGCAUGUGCCCAUAUUUCGGGCCUAAAAGGAGGGGUGUUUCUUAGUUCUUGUUGUAAAUCUAAAAUGGCUUGUGCGACACUAAAACGGACUCUCGACUUUGAUCCACUUCAUAGCCCUGGAACCUCCCCAAAAAGAAGAAGAUGUUCACCCAUAAUUACUCCGUCAACACCAACUUCUAGAAAUAGUCUUCAACAAUCACCAUUUUCUCCAGUAACACCUAGAAUAUCACCAGGCCAGCUUGCAGCUCACAUUAGUCAAGAAUGGCGAAGGAUAAAGCGAAGGAAACGGUUGGAAGAUUCUUACAGCAGCGAGUCACCUGUAUCAUCAGAGAUGAUGGAGCAAGCAUCAAGGUUUGGGUUAACAUCGGGAUGCUUCUCACCACCAUCCACAUCCACCAAUCCUAUGCCCAACUUGCCUUCAGGCUCUUUACAACAAACACAAACCAAAGAUCAACCCAUGUUCACUUUAAAACAGGUUAUCCUAAUAUGUGAACGCAUGUUGAAGGAGCAAGAAUCUAGGAUACGUGAGGAGUAUGAUAAAGCCCUAACGUGCAAGUUAGCUGAGCAAUAUGAUGCAUUCGUAAAGUUCAACCAAGAUCAGAUUCAGCGUCGCUUUACCUCUACAAGCAUGAGCUAUGUCUCAUAAGUCUACCCCAAGUGCAAUGAUGAAAAGUAAAGAUGUCGAUACAGCUCUAUCAAAUCAACCUAUCGUACUCUUAAGGACUCGCAAUGCAUACGCUCAUCAUCACAGCUACUCCAGAAGAUGACCAGCUAUUGCUUUGAACAAAGUUGAUCCAGAGUAAAUGGAAAUCUAACCAAUAAAACCCAACCAAUGGAUCGCUUCAUUCUGGCUGCGCUACCCUUAAUACAUGUGUAGUUCUCCUGUAAUGAUUCAUAUUGAAUACCCUGUUACAUAUUCCCGUACAUGUGACUUCUGCACUCCUGACAUGUUGAAGAUGAGAAUGCUCAAAGCCUACGCCACCAGGAAUAUUGGCCAAGAUAGCUUUUUUCAACUUGUCAACAAGCCUGGCAUUGUCACUGAAUAUUCAGCUUUGCUGAAUUUAAUUGGUAAAGAGAAAGGAAUGGAACAAGCCGGAUAUAUAUUUUAAAGUAAACCCAUGUAUGGCAUUCACCUCUUGUGGUGUAUACCGUAGUCACAUUUUACAUGACUGAUGAAUGAUGCAUUGAGCGAUCGCGAUUCAUAUUAUUUUAGGGUUUGCAUUGUGAGUGUAUUGUAUUUUGAAAUUGAUAACCUAUAUAGAGUGUCCACAAUGAAUGCCACUCAUGGAAGUGUGAGAAACAAAAUGACUUACAUUGGACAAAUUGAAUGAAAGUAUGUACUGCCUUUGUGAUUUAUGAUUGAGGUGUCCUCUGUGACCAGGAAAAAUAUUUCAAGAGUUGACAAACAGAACUAUGCAACUAAAUUUUUGGCCAUUUUGAGUUUUUGUUAUCAAUAUAUCACCAUCAUUGAAAACCAUAAAGCCGUAACCCAAUGUGCUUUGUGGCUAUAUACCAAAAUAACACUUUACCUCGCCAGCACGCUUUGUGUUCCUUGAACUCUUUUGAGUUAUGACAUUCAAUUUGGUUUCACUUUUUUCAAAAUCAUGGAUCUUGAGUUGAGGUGUUCUGUUUGUCACCCCUUGAUUGCUACAAUUCAAAUAUGAACAAAUUUGAUAUUGGUGUUAAUGAAAAGCCUGUGCUUUAAGGCAUGCUCAGACAUGGUGUUCCUGCACUCCCGUAACAAAAGUCUGUGGUACAGGAGAUCGUUUGUUUGCCCUGUACAUGUAUAAUGCUGUUGACAAAAGCCCCUCCCCCAUAAAAAAAAAAUGAAUAAAGAAAUAGAAUAAAGUAAACAAAGAAAAAAUAAAAUUAAAAUGCCAAGAGAAAACUAAUAGAAGGGGGGAAAAAGAAUUGGAUCAGUCGGUCAUAUUUGUUUGUUUGUUUGCUAUGGGGGCAACUCUAUGUACAUGUAUUUAUUACUCUUGUGCAUGCUGAAAGGACUCCACACUUAUCAUUGUGCAAGCAUGAUACAUGUAUAAUGGAGAUGGAAGGGUAUGUCAGACAUGAUUGUCUCCUGCACCAUUUGCCUUUUAAAAUAAGUUUUUUUACAAACAUAAGAAUUUUAGGUCAAUCAUCAUUACACUAAUCCUCCCCAAAAAAGUAUAAAUGAAGUAUAAAGUUGGCCGGUUUUACGAAGGUUAUAGCUUGAUGUUUAUUAUACUCCAUGUCUGAGAAAGCCUUGUCCUUUUUUGUUAUUUUGACAUCCAUAGGCAAUGUGCACUUCAGUUUAAUUAAUGAGUGAAGAAAAAAAAUAUACCCUUCAAGAAUGAAUGGAUUAAACAUCAACAAUUUUGAAUUAUUUUCUUCUGCUUGGUGAUGAAAUCCAGGUGGUGUGUGAUGGAUAACAUUACAUGUAUGAUAACAAAUGAAGUAUCAGUGUUAUAUUGGAAGGACAUGUGCAGCUUUUCUUUGACACCAAUUGAAGACAAUUAUUACAAUUUGAUGAGAGGCGCCAACAUGUAAAGUUGAAUUGGAGUGUUUGAAAUACAUGUAUUCCUGUUUCCUGUCGAGCUUUGAGAGUACAUGCACUGUAUUAGGGCAUUGCUGCGUAGUAUACAGUGUACUUAAACAGGCAAAAGCCUCAAUGUAAACUCCAUAUUGGAUUAUUUGUGUUGAAGCAUUCUGUUACAUAAUAAUAUUUAGAUAUUUUCACACUUUUUUAUGCGUUUUGACUUGUGUGAGAAUGGGACUGUGUAUAAGGAUGGAAAGUAUGAUUGUACUGCAUUAUCCUGUCUCUGUCAUUGUAAAUAUUGAAGCUCUUAUGAUAGGGCCGACUGCAUAGUUAUCAUCUUUCCCCGUUUUGUUUGUUACGGUGCUAUUAAUUUCUGGCCAACAUUCUUGAAACUUUAAAAGAGCAGUCAAGGAAAAAAAUGUUAUUUCAUUAUAUCGUUCUUAUUUAUUCUUCCUUCUUUUGAGUUUAUUGUUUCCUUUGUUCAUAAAUCCUUGGUUAUAUAAACAGUAGAUUUUAGUUACUUGUAAAUAGGUUGAAUUGUUUUAUUUGAAAGAAGAUAACAAACCAAGGAUCAUAAGGAUGAUGAAAGUGUGUGCAUGUUUGAUUUUAUUCCAUAAACCAGUGUUAGAAUUCUUAGUGAAGUUUUUUCUGCUUUCAUUUAUUUUCUUAAGUGUCACUAAGCCAUGACAAAGUAGCCCAUCAAUAUCGAUGUUGAGUGUGAUAUUUUGACAAUUGAUACAAUGUCCUUGUCUGAUAUCGGCUAAAAGUGCGGUCUCCCUUUAAUGUCUCUCUUUAGAUUAAAGACACAUGGAAAAAAUUGUGAGCAUAUACAUGUAAUUUUAAAACUUUACCAGAUAGAAGUCUUCUGCAUGGGUAUUAGUUUAGAUGAGACUUUCAGGUCAUUUUUAAAACUUCAACUUGUACAUGUAUGUUCAUUUGAUUUUCAGGUAAAAGAAUGAGCAAGUCUGGUACUUGAGCGGGCAUGGGGGUUGAAAAUAUAGUUUUGUGCAAUGAGAGCCAGUAUUGAACCAGUGAAGACAGGGCCUAGCCUGCAAUAUAUAAUGGGCUGAGUUCUAUGUAAAAUAUGUGUUAUACAUGUAGCAUGAUCAGCCAGUCUCAUUAGUGUUAUUAAGGCACAGUGAGUACAUGGAUAAAGCGAACCAACAAUAGUUGUUUGAAUAGAUUUUCGUUAAGACUAAAUGCAUUUUGUGUUUUUCUAAUCAGUCAUUUUUUCACCUGAUUGCAUAUUGAGUAGGAAUGCAUCACCCAAUGAGUAUAAUUUUUUUUUUGUGUUCAUUCAAUAAUUUAAUUGUAGCUAAUAUCGAUAGAAUUAUUCCUCAAACUGAGGGGCAUAUAUUUUGUACUUUUUUAAUUAAAAUAAUUUUGUAUAUUAAAUGCAAAGUUUGCCAUUUCCAGGCUUCGAUUAUGGUAACUUUUUUGCUUGACCAGCAUUUUGUGUAUUGAGCCAUACAGACAAAACGGUUUAUGAGGUAGUGUGAUUAUUUAGGUACAGGCAAACAUUCUUUUCGCACUAUCAGUCCCCGUGUGGACAUUGUCAGUCUGGAUGUUCAGUGAAAUUAUGAGUCUGGAAAUGGUUAGUUCUCAUCGAUAACAAGUACAUGUAUAAAUUAUAAUUAAGCAAAGACCUCGUGUAUAAUGAUCUCUGUACAUGCAUAUCAUACAUGUAAAUUUUGUCAUAUAUCUAUAUAUCAUACUUGCACCUCUCAUCUUCAAUACAUUAAUUUGUUUACAAAAAAUGCAUAAUAUGACCAUGAUGUUGCUGUAAAUACGAGAAAUAAAAGGUUUAGAUGUUCUACCGUAGUUAAAGUAGCUAAUAUUGGAGAGUAUAUGGAGAGGUGAUACGUAUGUAUGAUGCAGGGAUACCGAGUUUGUACUUCUUAUUGUAUACAUUCUUGACAAUAUUAUUUUUCAUUGUUUACAAGUUCUCACAUGAAAAUUAUUAGUGUAAAGGACAAAUAAUAAUCGGUUUCUGGUAUUAAAACCAA